Molecule: messenger RNA, 1305 nt
Organism: Dioscorea cayenensis subsp. rotundata (Guinea yam)
Lineage: Eukaryota; Viridiplantae; Streptophyta; Magnoliopsida; Dioscoreales; Dioscoreaceae
Exons: 6
Coding region: 1-1305 (434 amino acids)
Source: RefSeq, a predicted model, not a curated record
AUGGCCGGCCGUGCUCCUGCAACCCCACAAGAAAUUGAUGCCCAUAUUGAAGAAGUAAGGAUGAGAGGGACCAUCUCUAGAGGGAGUCCAUCUAGAGAAGAAGAACCAGAAGAUCUGGUGAAAGCAAUCAUCCCCUUUGUUUCUAUUCAGGAUACUGAUUCAUCUUCUAAAAUAGUGGAAGAAGGAACAUCAUCACAGGAUGUGCCCACAGGUGUCAAGAACAUAGAUGAUCUCCUAAGAUGGGCUAGGGUAGAAGAUGAUGUAGAAGAAGAAGCAAGUUCAGCUCAAGCAGAAGAGGCUAUUGGGGAAAGAAAUACAGAUGCUCCCACUAGUACUGAAGAAGAGGUUGCUGCUAUUCUAAGUGAAAUUUUUGGUGAUAUACACCAGCAUACUGGUGCACCUGUAGAUACAGACCCUGUCACAGCACAAGUUACAACAUCUCCUGCAACAUCAGAUAGUUCACAUAGUUCUGAUGAGAUCCUACUCAAAGAUCGUGUUUCUAAGAUCAUUAGAGAAAAGAAGGCAGUGUUAGGGAAGAAAGGAACCAUUUGGAAAGAAGGCAAUGUCAGGAAUAAAAGUAGUGUCCGGAAAGAAGUCCCAGAAGAAGGAGAAUCUUCAAAGAAGAAAUUCAAGACUGUUGCUGAGAGAGGACUCAUCGUUGAAAGGGUAAUAGAUGAAGUUGCUUUUAAGAAGUAUGUGUUGACUGAGCUACUGCAAGAGAGGAGUCCAUACAAGUCUGUGACAUUUGCUGAAAGUUACAGCUUACCUUUAGUACAGGAAUUUUAUAGCAGUCUAUUACCAUCUGACAAGGGCAUCACCAAAGUUUACAUUUGGGGAAAGUGGAUUCCUUUUACCUCAACUUGUCUGAACAGAUUUCUAGAGUUCAAAUCUGAAGUGAAAGAAAACUAUGAAAAAGGGCUUGAAUUGAAUGAGGAUGUUCUGAAAGAGAUUAUUGGAGGAAGGACAGAGUCAUGGGGAGAAGAGACAAGACUUCCAACCUCCACCCUCAUAGCUAAGUACAACGUUCUCAUAGUGAAGGAGCUUGCAAUUUUAUUGUAUGCUAUUGGAACUGAAAAGAAGUUCAAUCUAGGAAGGAAGAGAAAAGCAGUCACAGUAGUGAAGAAGCUGAAGAUCUCUCAAAAACUAUUUACCCUAGAUAAGAAAAUUGAUCUACCUAUAGGAAGGAUGUCACCACCAUCAAUGUCUGAAGAUGCUGAAGAGAAGUCAGUCUGGGUGCAAAAGCAGUUAUGUCAAAUUAUGCCAAAGGGGGAGAUUGUUAGUGCAACUGCACUAUUAUUGACAUGA